Messenger RNA from Prunus armeniaca (apricot), 819 nucleotides. The record is from the annotation of a GenBank genome assembly. Lineage: Eukaryota; Viridiplantae; Streptophyta; Magnoliopsida; Rosales; Rosaceae.
AUGGGGACUUUAGGAAGAGUAAUAUACACCGUCGGAUUCUGGAUUAGGGAGACAGGUCAGGCAGUUGAUCGCCUCGGCAGCCGCCUCCAAGGCAGCUACUACUUCAAAGAGCAGCUGUCUCGGCAUCGGACUCUGAUGAACAUAUUCGACAAAGCUCCUGUGGUUGACAAGGAUGUAUUUGUGGCCCCAAGUGCCUCUGUCAUUGGCGAUGUUCAAGUGGGAAGAGGGUCUUCUAUUUGGUAUGGAUGUGUUUUGAGAGGUGAUGUGAACAACAUCGUUGUUGGAUCUGGAACUAACAUACAGGACAACUCCCUAGUCCAUGUGGCUAAGUCUAAUUUAAGUGGGAAGGUGUUACCAACCAUUAUUGGGGACAAUGUUACUGUAGGUCACAGUGCUGUUAUACAUGGCUGUACUGUUGAGGAUGAGGCCUUUGUUGGUAUGGGAGCCACAUUGCUUGAUGGUGUUGUUGUUGAGAAACAUGCCAUGGUCGCUGCUGGAGCCCUGGUGAGACAGAAUACAAGGAUCCCCAGUGGAGAGGUAUGGGGAGGUAAUCCAGCAAAAUUCCUGAGGAAGCUCACAGAUGAGGAAAAAGCCUUCAUCUCCCAGUCAGCCACCAAUUAUACCAACCUUGCACAAGUCCAUGCAGCUGAGAAUGGGAAGUCCUUUGAUGAGAUCGAGUUUGAGAAGGUCCUCCGUAAGAAGUUUGCUCGACGGGAUGAGGAGUAUGACUCAAUGCUGGGUGUUGUUCGUGAAAUUCCCCCAGAACUUAUUCUUCCGGAUAAUGUAUUACCAGAUAAAGCACCAAAGGACCAAAAAUGA